GAUUCCCCUCCCCGGGCGGGGUACAUGAGGACGCAUGCGCGUUCUCGGCGGCCGAGGGGCCGCGGUGGCUGCCGGGACUGAGCUCCGAACCCGCGGAUCAGGAAGUGGCGGGCGGAGCCCGUGGCCGAGUAGCUGCCUGAGUCGCCGCCGCCGCCGCCGCCAGUGCGGAGACCCCGACCUGGCGGGGUAGCGCUGGGCGUGCGUGCGGGCGAGCGGGGGCGCUGACGACGAGCAGGAAGCGGCGGCCACGCAGGCGUGUGCGGCUGUUGAGGAGGAGGCUCCGAGAGGCGGCGGCCGGGCUCGUGGGGCGGCCCUCCUGGCUCAGCAUUAUGGAUCCAAGUCUCUUGAGAGAACGGGAGCUGUUCAAAAAACGAGCUCUUUCCACUCCUGUAGUAGAAAAACGUUCUGUAUCUUCUGAGUCAUCUUCAUCAUCAUCAAAGAAGAAGAAAGCGAAGCUAGAACAUGGAGGAUCAUCAGGCUCUAAACAAAAUUCUGAUCAUAACAAUGGAUCAUUUAACUUGAAAGCUCUAUCAGGAAGCUCUGGAUAUAAGUUUGGUGUUCUUGCGAAGAUUGUGAAUUACAUGAAGACACGGCAUCAGCGAGGAGAUACACAUCCUCUUACUUUAGAAGAAAUUUUGGAUGAAACACAACAUUUAGAUAUUGGACUCAAGCAGAAACAAUGGCUAAUGACUGAGGCAUUAGUCAAUAAUCCCAAAAUUGAAGUAAUAGAUGGAAAGUAUGCCUUCAAGCCCAAGUACAACUUGAAAGAUAAGAAGGCCCUACUUCGGCUUUUAGAUAAGCAUGACCAGCGAGGCUUAGGAGGAAUUCUUUUAGAAGACAUUGAGGAAGGACUGCCCAAUUCCCAGAAAGCUGUCAAGGCUUUAGGGGACCAGAUACUAUUUGUAAACCGUCCUGAUAAGAAGAAAAUUCUUUUCUUCAAUGAUAAGAGCUGUCAGUUUUCUGUGGAUGAAGAGUUUCAGAAACUGUGGAGGAGUGUCACUGUGGAUUCAAUGGAUGAGGAGAAAAUUGAAGAGUAUCUGAAGCGACAGGGUAUUUCUUCCAUGCAGGAAUCUGGACCAAAGAAAGUGGCUCCUAUUCAGAGAAGGAAAAAGCCAGCUUCACAGAAAAAGCGACGGUUUAAAACUCACAAUGAGCACUUGGCCGGGGUGCUGAAGGACUACUCUGACAUCACUCCUGGCAAGUAGUGGACAGUUUUGUCUGAGAGCAAAGAGUUACAAAGUCAAGAUCUUCCUUGCUGACGCUGGGAUCUGAAGACUGACUGUCUUCCCAUUCUACUUCUUAGGACCGAGGACAGGAGCAGUUCAGUUUACAGAACUAGUGCAAAUUACCAAACUUGAAGCUUAUUUUCAUUAAUGGGCUAAUGAGAAAUGUUAUGUCCCCUGUUAACCUCCUUCUUGGGGGAAAGGCGCUCAGCAUGGCAUGCAGGUGACUUUGCUAUUUAUCUCUACUUCUAAGUGGUUCCUGGUUCCAUUUUCCUUUUCAUUACCUUAGAACAGGUUUGCCAAUAGUCUUGAAUGCAGUAUUUGUUUAUUCCAAAAGAGCAUAUUUAUAAUAAAAUCGUUGUAGAAGGAGCUCUGAGA
Delphinapterus leucas (beluga whale) is the source of this 1601-nucleotide messenger RNA. It is a transcript of the gene GTF2E2, whose product is annotated as general transcription factor IIE subunit 2. Gene Ontology annotation, cellular component: transcription factor TFIIE complex. Lineage: Eukaryota; Metazoa; Chordata; Mammalia; Artiodactyla; Monodontidae. Gene Ontology annotation, biological process: transcription initiation at RNA polymerase II promoter. The record is from RefSeq and is a predicted model, not a curated record. Gene Ontology annotation, molecular function: TFIIH-class transcription factor complex binding.